Tribolium madens (black flour beetle) is the source of this 1626-nucleotide messenger RNA. RefSeq names its product hrp65 protein-like. The coding region runs from base 192 to 1520 and encodes 442 amino acids. Lineage: Eukaryota; Metazoa; Arthropoda; Insecta; Coleoptera; Tenebrionidae. Gene Ontology annotation, molecular function: RNA binding. The record is from RefSeq and is a predicted model, not a curated record. Gene Ontology annotation, biological process: regulation of DNA-templated transcription. The transcript has a single exon. Gene Ontology annotation, cellular component: nucleus.
CUCAAUAUCAUUAAAAUGAGUGUAAUUUCGCCAAAAUACGAGACCCUCAAACCGGGGCCCCCUUCGCCGAUGCGUCACACCCACCGUUGUAUUUUUCUAACAAAAGAAUACAAAACUCGUGACCAAUCUUGGACUUUCAUCGCCGUCACGUUGGCACUUUUUCGAAACCCAAACAUCUCAAAAUCGUUAAAAUGAGUGAAAGUGCGCCAAAAUUGGAGCAGGAGGGCCCGCGACCGAGUCGUUUCCGGCGUCGUGGGGGCCCCGGUCGUUUCAACAACGUCCGGGGACGGCGCCCCUUCACCCGUGAUGUUAACGAAAGUGAGGUUGAUGCGGCGCCCCUUCAUGACAAAUGCUACGAGAAGUUGGCCCAAAUUGGGGGGCCUACCGUCGACUUGCCCCUUUUGGAAACCGUAGAGAAGAAAUUCUCGGGGCGUAAUCGCCUCUACAUCGGGAAUUUGGGGCCCGAUGUGGCCGAAGGAGACUUGCGAGACUUGUUGGGAAAGUAUGGAGAGUUUGGGGAGUUGUUUGUCAACAAAGAGAAGAAUUUCGCGUUUGUCAAAUACGAUUUUUAUGCUAGUUGUGAGAAAGCCAAACGUGAGUUGGAUGGCGAAGUCUUGAAGGGGAAGAAUCUCAAGAUUAGAUUCGCCCCCAAUAAUGCGUCGGUUAAGGUGAAGAAUUUAGCCCCUUUUGUCUCAAACGAGCUCCUCUACUACGCCUUCCAAGUGUUCGGGGAGGUGGAGAGGGCUUUGGUCCUCGUGGACGAACGGGGGAAGCCCACAGGUGAGGGCAUCGUGGAGUUUUCCCGAAAGGGCUUCGCCUUGAACGCAAUUCGGAAAUGCAGUGACCGCUGUUUCUUCCUCACGGAGUCUUUAAGGCCCGUCGUGGUGGAGCCCCACGAAUACACCAAUGACACCGACGGCUUCCCCGAGAAGUUCCUCCCGAGACGCAACCCCGAUUUUCUCAAGGCGCGCAGCAAGGGCCCCCGAUUGGCCGAACUCAACUCAUUCGAACACGAAUAUGGACUACGUUGGAAGCAACUUUUGGACUUGUAUGCGCAAAAAGAACUCGCGUUGAAGACUGAACUCCAAAUGGAGAUGGAGAAGUUGGAGGCGCAGAUGGAGUACGCGCGAUAUGAACACGAAACUGAGCUUUUGAGGGAGGAAUUGAGGGUGCGGGAGAUGGACAGAGAUAGACAGAAGCAGGAGUGGGAGAUGAAGCAGCGGAAAGUUGAGGAGGAGAGACGCAGGAAUGAGGAACAGAUCAGGAGACAAGAGGAGUCCCUCCAAGCGAGGAUGAUGCAUCAAGAGGAGGAGAUGAGGAGGAGGCAACAAGAGAAUAAUCUUUUCAUGCAAGCACACCAAUUACAUAGUAUGCUAGAUGAGCAAGAACAGGCAUUCCAGGAGCCCCAAAAUGACGGGUUUGAGGUGAAGAAAGAGGAGAAUUUGCCCCAAACGAGCAACUCUUUCAGACGUGAGAGGAGAUGGCGCGAUGAUUUUGGCCCAAAACGACGCAGAUUUUAGGUUUAAGUCACAAAAUGAGUUUCUAUAAUUGUAUGGAGUUUUUUUAAUUUGUUAUUUUUGUUCCUGUUUUGCAUUCUAAUCAAUAAAUGAUUUAUAAAAGUCGGUA